Molecule: messenger RNA, 3770 nt
Organism: Anolis sagrei ordinatus
Lineage: Eukaryota; Metazoa; Chordata; Lepidosauria; Squamata; Anolidae
Gene: FRS3
Product: fibroblast growth factor receptor substrate 3
Biological process (GO): fibroblast growth factor receptor signaling pathway
Cellular component (GO): cytoplasm
Molecular function (GO): transmembrane receptor protein tyrosine kinase adaptor activity; fibroblast growth factor receptor binding
Source: RefSeq, a predicted model, not a curated record
GUGGUGGAAGCGGGGCUGAUGCAGGGAGCUGUCCUCCUUGCCCGGGUCCUCCUGCCGGCGAGCGACGCUGUGGGCUGCCUCCUUGCUCCCGGGCCGGACUCCGGCAGAAGGAGACGGAGGAGGAGAAGGAGGAGAAGGGACGGCGGGGAGGGAGUCAGCGCCAUCCUCCCGUGCCUGCGGACCUCUUUGCCCGGGACAGAAUGUUUGGCACUUCAAACCUGUGCAAAAGAACUGUAAUUUAUAGCCAAGCUGGAGACUGCAGGAGAAACAGCCAGCAAAAACAUGGAAGACAGGUGAAAGAUGACAUGGUUUCCAGGAAGAUGUAGGUGUCUUCUUGACGUCCUGGUUACCAUGACUCCCAGCAGAGGGCUGUGGGAGAAAAAGUGGGAAUCCCUCCCGUCCCCAUAAAAACCACUAACAGCCAUGGCUGGGUAGAGUUUAAACAAGGACUUCUACAGGGUGUUGACAUUAUGGGGACUUGUUGUAGCUGUCCAUGCAAAGACAGGGUUCCGGAUAAUCACCCCACCAAAUUUAAGGUGACAAAUGUUGAUGAUGAAGGCAACGAGUUGGGCUCAGGGAUUAUGGAGUUGACCCAGAGGGAGCUGGUUUUGCAUACGCACAAACGUGAUGCCGUUCGGUGGCCAUACCUCUGCUUACGUCGAUAUGGCUAUGAUUCUAGUCUCUUUUCUUUUGAGAGUGGACGUCGCUGCCUGACUGGACAGGGAAUUUUUGCUUUCAAAUGCUCAAGAGCAGAAGAGAUUUUUAAUUUGCUGCAGGACUUGAUGCAAUGUAACAGUAUUAAUGUGGUGGAGGAGCCCGUAAUCAUCACAAGGAACAGUCAUGCUGCUGAAAUGGAACUGCCCCGGACACCCCAGACACCCAACGCUCUAGCAUAUUCAGUUCCAGGGUUUCCGAAUGGGUUCCAUAGCUUUCCUGCUGAGGCCACAACUUGUCCUGCAGUACGACAUACCUCCAUGGGGAGUUUAAGGCAUUCUUCAGUUGGUGAGGACUCCACACAUGCCCUCAUUGUGCCUGAUGAUCAAUCUCACACAUAUGUGAACACAGGUGGUGGUGAGGAAGACAUGAGGGGUCACCACUGCAUGCACACUCUGCCUGAAGUCCAUCCUCCUGUUUCUCAUCCCAGCCAUAGCUGCUCUUUGGAGGAUCGCAAUCCUCAGAUAUACCUACAGCCAGGAGAGGUGAAGUUUGUGCUGGGCCCUCCUCCUGGUUACAGGCACAUGAUGAAAUGUGAUGGUUUCUGCCGACCCCAUUGGGAGUGCACAGGGCAUAUCUGUACCCACAACAAUAACAAUGAGUGCAAGGACGAGUGCCUUACCCCAAAGUAUGUCUAUGAGAAUAUCAAUGGCCUCCUGCCUGCUCGAGGUACCUUGCAUCGCCGGGGAAGUGGGCGCUUGAAAAUAGCUCGAGAAGAUCUGAAUCCACCCAGUUGCUCCCAUCGUCGGACCACCCUACUACACUAUGAGAACCUGCCCUCACUGCCACCUGUGUGGGAGUGCCAACCACUGAGACAAGAGCAGGAUGAUGAGGACUCUGGAGAUGCAAUGACACCUUCGCCCAAUGGUUAUCCUGACCUGGAGGAUGAGGAGGACCCUUUGCGAAACUACAUGAAUUCAGAAAGUGCUGCCCUGCAUGGAGGCCGGCAUAGGGGCGGUUGUUUACAACGCCGCCGCAGUUGCACACCCAGCGUCUUCAAUUUUGACUUCCGACGACCCUGUUUGGAGCAGCCGAGGCAGCUCAAUUAUAUCCAGGUGGAACUGGAGGAUGACCCCCACAAAGGGUGCCAAAGCACACCAGUCCCCCGUGCCCCACGUUCGGCUGUCCACCCAGCCCGCAGGACGGAUUCCUACGCGGUCAUUGAUCUUAAAAAGACAGCAGCCAUGUCCAGCUUGCAGAGGGCACUGCCUAGGGAUGAUGGGACUUCUAGGAAAACGCGGCAUAACAGCACUGACCUCCCUCUAUAAGAGGGAUGCCAAACCCAAGCACCACAUUGUGGCUUUUGUUCCUGCUCUUCAGCUAAUCAUGUUGCAUAUCUGGCAUCUUCCCAUUGUGCCCCGUGUUUCUCAGUGUGACUCACUUGGAUAGCUCCAUAAGGUUAACUUGAGAAAUGUAGCCUCUCUGUGCCUCUUCCCAUUUCCAUCCCGCCCCCAUUUCUCCUGCCAUAUAGUUUUUGAAGCCCUGCCAAGUGGAUGAAAACUUUGGUUAUUAACUGGAGGAGUAACAUUAGAAAUACUACCUGUUCCCUCUCUUAUUUUGUGAAUCUUAUCUGGAAAUCCUUCCUUCCCAUUUUUGUGGGAUCAGUUUUAAACCACUAGUGAUUGGAAGUGUUGGGUCUGGAAAAAAAAGCAAAACAUUGCAAAGUAAUGAGCAAAAACUAUUCAAACUUUUGAUGGUAGAGGUAGAACGAUGGACAGAGAGUGCUUUAUCUAUCCUUCUUUGUUUUUGAAGAUGUACAAAGGGAUAUUUAUUUUUGAAAUAUUUAGUUAUGUAUUUAUUUAUGUAUUUAUUUAUGUAUUUAUGUAUUUAUAUGUUUGUUUAUUGGUCAGGGGUCCACCCCUACUUUAUUUAUUUAUUUAUUUAUUUAUUUAUAAUUAUGCCUCUGAGUUAAAGUGCCAAGCAAAAGUAAAAUGCUUUGUGGUUUGAUCUUCUUUUCAUGGGAGGGAAGCGUGAUCAAGCCUAGAGUGUUGGAUUAGAUCCCGUUGCUUUAAUGGUGCCUAUCAAAGUGGAUCACUGAGGAGGGAGAGCCAUGAAUCCAUUUCAGUUGGGAAAUGAAUGUAAGAAUGGGUCUGAUCUCAUGAAUAUAAUUCCCAGAUAUAAUUCUACAUGUAAAGAAGUCCAAUUUCCUAGCUCACAUCCCUUUAUCUUAGUUUUACCUUUUCCCUUGGCAUUUCAGCAAAAAGAACCACUGGAUUGUAUAUUGCAAAAACACUUUUUUUAAAAAAAGCCUUUCAUAGACUGCUGCUAUUCCUUUCUUACUUGUCUGACAGUGUCUUUGUGAGAAGCCAACUUUAUCAUAGUGUCAGUGCUAGGAAGAGAUUUAAAUACAGAUGUGGUUUGUUGCUUUCCUGGUGUCAUUUGGAACCUCUCUCCCUCAGCCUUGUGUUAUUGUGUCCAGCUCUUGUCAUUUGACUAUGAGUGGAUCCUAAUGCAGCAUUUGUGAGUAAUGAGUCUGAAGACUAAACACAGCCUUUUACAUAACUUAGCUGACAAAUUCAGCUUUAAAUUAUGGUUCCACAUCUGGGUUGUUGUGUGUGUUUUACGGGCUGUAUGGCCAUGUUCCAGAAGCAUUCUCUCCUGAUGUUUCGCCUGUAUCUAUGACAGGCAUCCUCAGAAGUUGUGAGGUCUGUUGGAAACUAGGAAAAUGGGGUUUAUAUAUCUGUGGAAUGCCCAGGGUAGGAGAAAGAACUCUUGUCUGUUUGAGGUAGGUGUGAACGUAGCAAUUGGUUUCACAUUUGCUUUAGAAGGAAGAUAACUCUAAAAUAAGGAAUAUGCACAUGGCAGUUUCACACACCCCCAUUUUUGCUGCUGCUUCUUUGCCUCCAAGUGCAGCUCCUCCAAGAAUAAUCAUUUACCUGCUUCUCUUGCUGCUGUCAUGUGCUGUCAAGUCAGCCAACUGUAUGAGUGAGGGAUCUCUUGAAAACUCACCAUGUAUUAAGCCUUUACAGAAAUGGGGGUUAGAAGCUCUCCUAGCAGUAGUUGUAAUUUGUUGGUACUCCUCAAUAGAGGUGGUAGCCACCCAAGGCACCUCAAUG